AUGAUCAACCGUAUACGACGUUUCCUACCGAAAGUCAGGAACUUCUCUACUGCCAACCUACAACCAGAGACCUCACUACCCCAGCUCCAUCCAUUGCUUAUCCAGCGUGCUCAAAAUCUACAAUGCGAACACCAAGAAUUACUGAAAAAAUUGGACUCGUAUGACCCAGUGCUCCAAAUACAAUUUGAUAGGAUUUCUCAAAUCAUGGAAAAAUACGACAAAUUCGCUUUGCUCAAUAAUGAGGUUUCUGAGCUUUCCAAAAUCAAAGAUCAGGAGUUGGUAGAGGAUGCCCAAACUGAAAUUCAGUCGUUGAUUCCUCAAUUGCAAGAGAUGUGCAAUGAAUUGAAGAAUAAAUUAUUACCUCCAGUGAAGUAUGCAGAGUGUAAAACCAUGAUUGAGCUUAGGCCAGGUGUUGGUGGGAAUGAAGCAAGUUUGUUCACAGAGGAUUUGCUCCAGAUGUAUGUCAGUUUCGCAAUGCACAAGAAUUGGAAGUACAAAAUCGUGUCAACUGGAAAGACCUCAAGUGGGUUUUUGAAUGAAGCAAUUUUGGUCAUAGAUGAGCCCGGAUCAUACGAUAUCUUGCGCCACGAGAGUGGUGUUCAUAGAGUACAAAGAGUACCGGAAACAGAGGCAAAGGGUAGAAUUCACACGUCAACUGCAGCAGUAGUGGUCCUUCCAAAGUUAUCUGAAGGAAACGAACAGAGUUUACGCAGCGAUGAGCUUCAAUUUAAACCUGGAGAGGUGAGAAUUGAUACGAUGCGAGCCAGUGGGAAAGGUGGUCAGCAUGUCAACACUACAGAUUCUGCCGUACGAUUAGUGCAUAUUCCUACAGGAAUGAUAGUCACUCAACAAGAUGAGCGAUCCCAGCCACAAAACAAAGCUAAAGCUUUUGCAAUAUUGCGUAGUCGAUUGGCAGAACGUGAGCGGAUACAAGAAUUGGAGAAGCAAAAGAAUCUUCGAACUUCGCAGGUGAAAACUACUGAUCGCAGUGAUAAGAUACGAACAUACAAUUAUCCUCAAAAUAGAAUAACUGAUCAUAGAUGUGGGUACAGUCUACAUGACAUUGAUGGUUGUAUGAAGGGCGAGAAAUUGCAAGAUAUAAUAGAUAAGGUGACGGAGGUUGAGUAUGAGGAGAGGAUGGACGAAAUGGUGAGCGCACAAUCCACUGGCGACAAGGAAGUAUAG
Molecule: messenger RNA, 1185 nt
Organism: Lodderomyces theae
Lineage: Eukaryota; Fungi; Ascomycota; Pichiomycetes; Serinales; Debaryomycetaceae
Exons: 1
Coding region: 1-1185 (394 amino acids)
Biological process (GO): translational termination
Molecular function (GO): translation release factor activity
Source: RefSeq, a predicted model, not a curated record